This is a messenger RNA of Striga asiatica, 720 nucleotides long. The record is from the annotation of a GenBank genome assembly. Lineage: Eukaryota; Viridiplantae; Streptophyta; Magnoliopsida; Lamiales; Orobanchaceae.
AGAAACGUCUCACUCUUUUUACAAACCCUACCAAGCAACUACUCUUAUUACUCUCAUUUCCUGAGCAGCGGCGAUGUCAUCGACAGAUCCAGUGGUGUCGACACCGAAGGCUGCGACGACGUUUUCCACGUGGCCACACCGCUGGACUUCGAAGAGAGAGAAAGAGAGAGCAAGGAGAUGAAGGUCCGGCGGGUCACCACCGGAACCCGAGCCAUCCUGCAAGCUUGCGCCCACUCCAAAACCGUGCUUCGCCUGCUCCGCACCUCCACCCUCGGCAAGGUGACCUUCAACGCGGAAUUCUUCGGCUCCUCCGGCACGCCCGACGCCGUGGAUGAGAGCUCGUGGACACUCCAGAGAGAAUCAAGAACUGCCAGAUCGCAGCUUCUAUCAGCAAAUUUGGGGUGGAUGCUUUUGUGGCAAAAAACGAGAAUUUUUGCAGAGAAUGCCGGUUUGAGCCCCUUACUACGUUCGAUGCAGCAUGAUUAUGCUUGGAUUCAAAGCGGAAUGAUAUUUCCUUUCAUAGCUUAUGUGAAUAGGUUUCAAGGCAGACUGAACUUAAUGAUAACAAGCCCUGUGAUCUACGUUCUGUAUAGAAGAGGCAUUUUUGGCGGAAAAUGGUUUGUUGAAAUGUUGAUGGUUGAAAUUAAUGCGGCGGCUGGGAACUUGAAUUAUCUGCGUACUCUUAUAAGGAUACUAACGAUAAAUAUAAGGUGGAUAUAA